Molecule: messenger RNA, 3022 nt
Organism: Fomitopsis serialis
Lineage: Eukaryota; Fungi; Basidiomycota; Agaricomycetes; Polyporales; Fomitopsidaceae
Product: MCM-domain-containing protein
Exons: 10
Coding region: 41-2791 (916 amino acids)
Biological process (GO): DNA replication; mitotic DNA replication initiation; double-strand break repair via break-induced replication
Cellular component (GO): MCM complex; nucleus
Molecular function (GO): 3'-5' DNA helicase activity; ATP binding; single-stranded DNA binding
Source: RefSeq, a predicted model, not a curated record
CUCAGUCUUACCAACUAAUCUACGCGAUCUACUUAGCAGUAUGACUCCCCGCGGUGGCAAACGACGUCGCUCAGUGACCCCUCCGCCUGGCUCAUCGCCCCCAGCCGCAGCGCGUCCCUCGCACGCGCGACGCGACUCUGAAUCGUCUCUGCCGCCUUCAUCGCCUCCUCCACCCUUUUCUGACACCGAUGAGAGCGUUGACGAGCGUGACGCCGUCAGAGAUGUGGACGACGACGCGGAAGACGAGGACGGCGAGGACCUCUUUGGGGAGCAGCUUAAUAAUGAUUAUGCGGGCAACGAUGCUUUGGAUCGCUAUUCGGACACUGGCUUGGACGACGAGGAGGACCUCGAUGAGAUGAGUAUCGCGCAGAGGCGCGCGGCCGAGGCGCAGAUGGCUGCCAGAGACCGCCGCGAACAGGGUGGCCGAAGAGGCCAACGUGCCGCGCGACGGAGUCAUAUGCCAAAUUUCUUACAAAGCGACGAUGAUAUGGACGACGUGGACGGCCACGGACUGCUCGCGGGCACGAAGAGGCGCACACGGCGGCAGUACGAUGAGCGGGUAGAGAUGGAUGAUAUGGAGGGUGUGGAGGAUGAAAUCCCACUUGAACAGCUGAGCGAUAUCAAAGCAAAAUCGAUCGUUGAAUGGAUCGCGAAUGAGCGCGUGCGCCGCUCUAUCAUUCGACAUUUCCGCCAGUUCCUGAUGACUUAUGUGGACGAGCAUGGCGCAUCUGUGUACGGUCAGCGUAUUCGCAACCUAGGAGAAAACAACUCGGAGUCUCUCGAAGUCUCGUAUCUGCAUCUCGCGUUCUCGAAGCCAAUCCUUGCGUACUUCCUAACCAAUUCACCAAGCCCGAUGCUUGCCAUCUUCGAUGAAGUAGCGUUGAACGCCAUCCUCGUGUACUACCCGUCUUACGAGCGGAUCCACUCCGAGGUGCACGUACGCAUCACGGAUCUACCACUCAGCUCGUCUCUGAGAGAUCUGCGUCGGUCCAACCUCAACACGCUCGUGCGCGUGACGGGCGUAGUGACGAGGCGGACGGGCGUCUUUCCUCAGUUGAAGUAUGUCAAGUUUGACUGCAGGAAAUGCGGUGCGGUGCUGGGUCCGUUCUAUCAGGACGCGACGAAGGAGGUGAAGAUCAGUUACUGCCCGAACUGCGAGGGCAGAGGUCCAUUCUCAGUUAAUUCGGAACAAACCGUGUACCGGAACUACCAAAAGAUGACUCUGCAGGAGUCACCGGGAUCCGUUCCUCCUGGUCGGCUGCCAAGACAUCGUGAGGUGAUCCUCCUUUGGGAUUUGAUCGACAUGGCAAAACCCGGCGAAGAAAUAGAGGUGACAGGUAUCUACCGCAACAACUUUGACGCAUCCCUUAACUCGAAAAACGGCUUCCCAGUCUUCUCGACGGUCCUCGAGGCUAACCACGUCAACAAGAAAGAAGACCAAUUCGCCGCGUUCCGCCUGACGGAGGAGGACGAGAAGGAGAUUCGUAUGCUCGCAAAGGACGACCGCAUCCGCAAGCGGAUUGUCAAGUCCAUAGCGCCCUCAAUCUAUGGGCACGAAGACAUCAAAACGGCGCUCGCGCUGUCGCUGUUCGGGGGCGUGCCGAAGGACAUCAACCGUAAGCACCGCAUCCGAGGAGACAUCAACGUGCUGCUGCUGGGCGACCCCGGUACGGCGAAGUCGCAGUUCCUGAAGUACGUCGAGAAGACGGCACACCGGUCCGUGUUCGCGACGGGCCAGGGCGCGUCUGCGGUGGGUCUGACGGCGAGCGUGCGCAAGGACCCGGUGACGCGCGAGUGGACGCUCGAGGGCGGCGCGCUGGUGCUCGCGGACAAGGGGACGUGUCUGAUCGACGAGUUCGACAAGAUGAACGACGCGGACCGGACGUCGAUCCACGAGGCGAUGGAGCAGCAGAGCAUCUCCAUCUCGAAGGCGGGCAUCGUGACGACGCUGCAGGCGCGGUGCGCGAUCAUCGCGGCGGCCAACCCGAUUCGCGGCCGGUACAAUCCGACGAUACCGUUCCAGCAGAACGUCGAGCUGACGGAGCCGAUCUUGUCUCGGUUCGACGUCCUCUGCGUGGUGAAGGACACGGUCGAUCCAGUGCAGGACGAGCUCCUGGCUCGCUUCGUGGUGGGCAGCCAUCUGCGAAGCCACCCGAAGUUCGAUGCGGAGAAGGACGAGAUAGAGGUCGGCACGACUCUAGAUGCAGACGUCAUCUCCCAGGACCUCCUGCGGAAAUACAUCAUGUACGCUCGCGAGAAGAUCCGGCCGAAGCUGUAUGACCUCGACCAGGAAAAGCUGUCGCGUCUCUUCUCCGACCUCAGGCGCGAGUCGCUGGCCACGGGCUCGUUCCCGAUCACAGUGCGGCACCUGGAGAGCAUGAUUCGGAUGGCGGAGGCGAGCGCGAAGAUGGCGCUGCGCGAGUACGUACGGGCGGACGACAUCGACCUCGCCAUCUCCGUGACCGUGGGCAGCUUCGUGAACGCGCAGAAGAUGUCCAUCAAGAGAACGCUCGAGCGGGGCUUCCGCAAGUAUUUGACGCAGGCGCGUGACCACGAGGAGCUGCUCGCCUUCCUGCUUGGCCAGAUCGUGAAGGAGAAGGCGCGAUUCUACCAGCUGCAGCGCCAUCAGCUGCCAGAAAUCAUCUCCAUCAAGACGUCCGAGCUGGACGAGCGUGCCAAGGAGCACGACAUCUUCGACACCACGCCCUUCCUGCGUUCCCGCCUAUUUACAGCAAAUGGUUACAAGCUGAAAGACGACGCGAUCGAGAAAAGCUUCACGCACGGGGCGUGAACAUGCCCUCAGGCAGUACCCGCUGUAGUCAUUUUUCCUUCACACUUGCUUAUACGAAUGUUGUCCUGUGUGCUUGUUAUAUCUGUUGUACCAGCAUAUGGGCAAUAUCAUGCCAGUGUAUUUUGAAUUCGAAAGCAUGUUGUGCGCGAGCAGUUCUCGGCUCUCAAUGUCCUUAGUUGGUACCAGGUAGUGCACUCUGCGAUACACGAACUCACGUCCAGUGAAGGUUGC